Messenger RNA from Nymphalis io (European peacock), 795 nucleotides. Its product is annotated as protein obstructor-E-like. The record is from RefSeq and is a predicted model, not a curated record. The transcript has 4 exons. Gene Ontology annotation, cellular component: extracellular region. The coding region runs from base 1 to 795 and encodes 264 amino acids. Lineage: Eukaryota; Metazoa; Arthropoda; Insecta; Lepidoptera; Nymphalidae. Gene Ontology annotation, molecular function: chitin binding.
AUGGAUUAUAUGUUUUUCAGAUCCCCUAACGAUUGUCAAAUUUACUUCAUUUGUAUUAAUGGCAAGACUUGCCGGCUGUCCUGCGGUGGAUUCUCUGCUUAUGACGAGUUCACCGAAUCCUGCGUCGCGGCUCAUGAAGUAUCAGCUUGCCCCGUAGAACUGAGAAACGAGGCGAAGCGGCCCAAAGACGCGGAAAACGUCACUGAAUAUCCAACAACUGAGGAACCAUUCUAUCAACCAGGACAAUUUGAAUUGAUAGAAAAUGAGACUCAAAAUCCAGAGCAAAAUCAUAUUCAAAUUAUAAUUAAUCAAAAUAUACGUAAUUUUGAGAAUAGUUUCACUUUCUCCCAUCUAUUUUUAUUAACAGAGCCAGCGAAUCCUACAGCUGACUGCGCACAUCAAUACGGAUACUUUCCAUCUCCCGUGGCUGACCCAAAUGAUUGUGGACAUUAUCGCAUUUGUAACGCCGGCAGAGCCAUUGAAAUGCAUUGCCCUACUGGCUUAGCAUUUAACCCUGUUACUGCCCAAUGCGACUGGCCUGAACUGGUGCCUACCUGCGAUGUUGAAACUUUCGUUGGGUAUCAGUGUCCUCCAGCUGCGAUUGACCGAAAUGGCAACCCAGUAGUAACAAACCAUAAGUAUGAAGGCGAUUGCUCUGCUUUCUACUCGUGUAUCAACGGGCACGCCCGCAUCCUGUCCUGCGAUACUGGAUUGGCGUUUAACCCCGUCACCAGUCGUUGCGAAGACGCCGAUCGCGUUCAAUGCGAAGCGAAGUCUAUUGCCAAAUAUUACUAA